Molecule: messenger RNA, 501 nt
Organism: Penicillium daleae
Lineage: Eukaryota; Fungi; Ascomycota; Eurotiomycetes; Eurotiales; Aspergillaceae
Product: putative GPI anchored glycoprotein
Exons: 1
Coding region: 1-501 (166 amino acids)
Source: RefSeq, a predicted model, not a curated record
AUGCAUGCUCCAUGGACUAUCGCUCUCCUCAUGCUGGGUAGCCAGUUAAUCGGCGCGAGUACUACCACCGACGCAUCCUGCGGUACCUGUCAAGCCGGCUACACUUGCAAAGACGGGACAUGUGUCCUAGACACGGCCCGAUUGACUGGCAACCCUCUCCCAAUAAUCACAUCCGAUAACCCCGGCGGCCCGAUCAAGACGACUGGCAUGUCUGCGACCACAGAUGCUACCAGCACAGGCGAAGCGAAGACGACUAGUGCUGCGACGGGCGGUGCGACAUCCAGCACCGGCGAAACAAAAUCUACGUCUAUGACUGAGAUGCAUUCAUCCUCGCCGUCGAUGACUUCGCAGGUUAUGUCGACUGGUUCGCCUUCUUCGUCUUCCUCUGCUGGGGCGGCGGCGUCGACGAGUUCGGGGGCGGCCGGUUCGCUUUCGAUGGAUUGGGACUCGUGGGUGGCGUGGGGAUUUGCUUGGGCUAUUGGAUUGCCGUUUGUUGUUUGA